AUGUCGCUGAAAUUCUGCCUCGAUCUUCUUGAUCAUCUGAACCUGUCAGAAUCUACAAUAUUUUCUCCGUCUUCAAUAUCAUUAGCACUUUCGUUGGUACAUUUGGCAGCUGAAGGGAAAACCAAACAAGAACUUCGGAAGGUUCUUGUGAAAGAUAGUGGUGAGUAAUCUAUAGAUUAAAAAAAAAUCUAUAAAUGUUUAUGAUUUUUCAGAAAAUGAUGACGAAAUUCAAACCUUCCAUUCGAAUUUAUACAAAUAUUUGAAUAACUCUUCUUCUGGUUGUGAAAAUCUGGAACUUCUCAUAGUCAAUCAUAUUUUCACAAACUCAAUAUAUCCAAUCAAACAAAAAUAUCUUGAUAAUUCAUCGGAAUUAUAUUCAUUGAGUGCUUCUCCACUCGAUUUCACUGAUUCUCAAAAUUCAGCCGAUAAAAUCAAUGAAUUUGUCAAAAUUCAUACCAAAAACUUUAUCAACAACAUCGUGAAAUCGGAUGAAAUAACAGAUGAUAUUGUAGCAAUUCUGAUGAAUGUUAUAUAUUUCAAAGCAAAAUGGCUUCACAAAUUCAAUUCGGAACAUAGUUAUAUUGGUGAUUUCAAUUCGAAUGGAAAUAUCAGGAAUAAUAUUGAUUAUUUAUGUGAACCAAGUGGAAUCGAAUUUAUUUUGAAAAUCAACAUUUCCAAGUAAUCCAGCUACAGUAUCUCAACACAGAUUUUGUUCUUCAUAUAUUUCUACCGAGAACUGGAUUGGAAGAAGCUGUUAAGACAUUGACUGUGGAUCAAUUCAAAGAAAUUCUAGAAAAUCAGAAAACCGAAAAUCUCAAUGUAAGAUCAUUACAAAAAAACAAUGAUAAACUUGGAUAUUUCAGAUUCAUCUUCCGAAGUUUCAAAUGGAAAGAAAAAUAAAUUUGAAUGAAAUUCUGAAAUCAUUAGGAGUUGUUGAAGCAUUUUCAAAAGAUUCUGCCAAUUUAUCAAAUCUAAGUGAUGAUAUAUGGAUCUCUAAAAUCACUCAUAAAGCAAAAAUCGAAAUCGACGAAGAUGGAACAACAGCUGCAGCAGUAACAACUAUUGUCAUGAAAAAACGUGAGUUCAUUUUUUGCAUUUUUCUAGAAACAGUAUAUUUUUCUAGGAAGUAAACCGGCUGUUCCAAAAGUUCCGAUUUUAUUCAAAGCUGAUCAUCCUUUCCUGUUUGUACUGGCUAAAACUAGUUUCCCAAUUUUUAUCGGAACUUAUGUUUGA
Molecule: messenger RNA, 1233 nt
Organism: Caenorhabditis angaria
Lineage: Eukaryota; Metazoa; Nematoda; Chromadorea; Rhabditida; Rhabditidae
Source: the annotation of a GenBank genome assembly